Messenger RNA from Neomonachus schauinslandi (Hawaiian monk seal), 1428 nucleotides. It is a transcript of the gene MAEL, whose product is annotated as maelstrom spermatogenic transposon silencer. Gene Ontology annotation, molecular function: sequence-specific DNA binding. Gene Ontology annotation, biological process: male meiotic nuclear division; spermatogenesis; regulation of miRNA-mediated gene silencing. Gene Ontology annotation, cellular component: P granule; nucleus. Lineage: Eukaryota; Metazoa; Chordata; Mammalia; Carnivora; Phocidae. The transcript has 12 exons. The record is from RefSeq and is a predicted model, not a curated record. Bases 1 to 1281 code for a protein of 426 amino acids.
AUGCCAAACCGCAGGGCCAGCCGUAAUGCCUACUAUUUCUUUGUGCAGGAGAAGAUCCCCGAAUUACGGAGGCGAGGGCUGCCUGUGGCUCGCGUAGCUAAUGCCAUCCCCUACUGCUCUGCUGACUGGGCGCUUUUGAGGGAGGAAGAAAAGGAGAAAUAUGCAGAAAUGGCUCGAGAGUGGAGAGCGGCCCAGGGAAAGGACGCUGGGCCUUCAGAGAAGCAGAAACCUGUUUCCACUCCACUGAGGUGGCCAGGCAUGCUUGUACCAAGGCAGAAUGUUUCACCCCCGGAUAUGUCAAAUUUGUCUCUAAAAAGUGAUCAAGCUCUCCUUGGAGGCAUUUUUUAUUUUUUGAACAUUUUUAGCCAUGGUGAGCUACCUCCUCAUUGUGAACAGCGCUUCCUCCCUUGUGAAAUAGGCUGUGUUAAAUAUUCUCUCCAAGAAGGUAUUAUGGCAGAUUUCCACAGUUUUAUAAAUCCUGGUGAAAUUCCACGAGGAUUUCGGUUUCAUUGUCAGGCUGCAAGUGAUUCUAGUCACAAGAUUCCUAUUUCAAACUUUGAAUCUGGGCAUGACCAAGCAACUGUGUUACAAAACCUUUAUAGGUUUAUUCACCCAAACGCAGGAAACUGGCCACCUAUCUACUGCAAGUCUGAUGACAGAGCCAGAGUCAACUGGUGUUUGAAGCAUAUGGCAAAGGCAUCAGAAAUCAGGCAAGAUCUAGAACUUCUCACUGUAGAAGAUCUUGUAGUGGGGAUCUACCAGCAAAAGUUUCUUAAGGAGCCCUCUAAAACCUGGGUUCGGAGCCUCCUAGAUGUGGCCAUGUGGGAUUAUUCUAGCAACACAAGGUGCAAGUGGCAUGAAGAAAACGAUAUUCUCUUCUGUGCUUUAGCUGUUUGCAAGAAAAUUGCGUACUGCAUCAGUAACUCUCUGGCCACUCUCUUUGGAAUCCAGCUCACAGAGACUCAUGUACCGCUUCAGGAUUAUGAGGCCAGCAAUAGUGUGACACCCAAAAUGGUUGUAUUGGAUGCAGGGCGUUACCAGAAGCUGAGGGUUGAGAGUCCAGGAUUUUCUCAUUUCAGCCCUUCUAAUCAGGAACAAAGACCAAACACACCCACUGGUGACUAUCCAUCUGGGGUGAGAAUUUCUGGCCAAAACAGCAGUGUUCGGGGAAGAGGGAUUACUCGCUUGCUAGAGAGCAUCUCCAAUUCCUCCAGCAAUAUCCACAAAUUCUCCAACUGUGAGACUGCACUCUCACCUUACAUGUCCCAGAAAGAUGGAUAAAAAUCUUUCUCUUCCUUAUCUUAAUGAUGGUACUUUUUUCAAUUUCUGGAAAAAUAACAGGCCCAACUUCCCUUCUGACUACAGUCAUAUUAAACAGAUCACAUCAGUGAUAAAUGUCACCACUGUAAAAACUACUUAAUUUGUAAG